AUGGCAGAUAAUUUUACGAAGAACUGGAUAAUGGAAAUACCUUAUGGUGAUCUCGAUGGCUUCGACGCUUUCAAUGCUGCACUCGGAACGGACCCAGCGGUAGUUACUAAAUACAAGGAAAUGAAGAUAUCAUACAAGUAUUCUCGAAAUGGGGACACGUGGACAUGUGACGUAGCUUUGAAUGGAAACCAAGUGAAGUCCUUCCCCUUCUCAUUCGACAAGGAUAUGGAGCAAGAAGGGAUGGAUGGAAAAAUCUACAAGUGCAUUUAUAAGAUGGAGGGUGAUGUUUGGGUUGAAACUUCGGUGCCAAAAGAUGGCGGCAAUAAGGGGGUAACAGUACGAAGGUUUAUCAAUGGAAAUAUCAUGACCAGUAAAACAACUGUCAACGGGACGGAUCCACCCAUCUCCUUAACGAUUCCAAGAAAAGGAAUGUAG
Messenger RNA from Ylistrum balloti, 435 nucleotides. RefSeq lists its product as uncharacterized. Lineage: Eukaryota; Metazoa; Mollusca; Bivalvia; Pectinida; Pectinidae. The coding region runs from base 1 to 435 and encodes 144 amino acids. The record is from RefSeq and is a predicted model, not a curated record. The transcript is spliced from 4 exons.